Molecule: messenger RNA, 1710 nt
Organism: Andrographis paniculata
Lineage: Eukaryota; Viridiplantae; Streptophyta; Magnoliopsida; Lamiales; Acanthaceae
Product: calcium-dependent lipid-binding protein-like
Exons: 12
Coding region: 1-1557 (518 amino acids)
Cellular component (GO): endoplasmic reticulum
Molecular function (GO): lipid binding
Source: RefSeq, a predicted model, not a curated record
AUGGGAUUGAUAUCCGGAAUAGUUUUGGGGAUACUGUUCGGGAUGGCGUUAAUGGCAGGUUGGAAGCACAUGAUGAGCUAUCGGCACAAUAAGCGAAGCCAGAAGGCAGUUGACAUUAAAUUGCUAAACGCACUCACCAGAGAUGAUUUAAAGAAUAUCUGCGGCGACAACUUCCCCGAAUGGAUAUCAUUUCCUGUGUUUGAGCAGGUGAAAUGGCUGAACAAACAGCUGAGCAAAUUGUGGCCAUAUAUUGCAGAUGCUGCGGAGGCAAUCAUCAAAGAUACUGUUGAACCGUUGUUGGAAGACUAUCGCCCCCCCGGAAUUACUUCAUUGAAAUUCAGUGAACUCUCUCUUGGAUCCGUGGCUCCUAAAAUUGAAGGGAUUCGAGUUCAGAGUCUUAAGGAAGGCCAAAUCACGAUGGAUAUUGAUCUUCGGUGGGGAGGUGAUCCGAGCAUCAUUCUAGCUGUUGGGGCAGCAGUUGUUGCUUCCAUACCCAUUCAGUUGAAAGAUCUUCAAGUUUUUACGGUAGUCCGAGCUAUUUUCCAACUUGCCGAUGAAAUUCCUUGCAUCUCUGCUGUUGUUGUGGCUCUCCUAGCUGAGCCAAAGCCACGUAUUGAUUAUACUCUGAAAGCUGUUGGUGGGAGUCUAACAGCUCUUCCUGGGAUUUCUGAUAUGAUUGAUGACACCGUUACUUCCAUUGUAACAGAUACGCUGCAAUGGCCGCACAGGAUCGUCGUUCCCAUCGGCGGUUUACCUGUCGACACAAGCGAACUGGAGCUGAAGCCAGUUGGAAAGCUUACGGUAACAGUGGUGAGGGCGAGUGAGCUGAAGAACAUGGAGCUGAUCGGGAAAUCGGAUCCGUAUGUAGCUCUGCACAUCCGACCCCUCUUCAGAUUUAAAACCAAAGUGGUAGACAACAACCUGAAUCCUGUGUGGAACGAAACAUUCCAACUUAUUGCAGAAGAUAAGGAGACGCAGUCACUCAUGUUGGAGGUGCUUGAUGAAGACAUUGGAGAGGACAAGCUAUUAGGAAUAACGAAGGUGCCUCUCAUCGAUCUGAAACCUGAGAAAACAGAAACUCUUGAGCUAAGGCUUCUUCCCUCCCAGAAUAUGACCAAAAUCAAAGACAAGAAGGACAGAGGGACUCUCACUGUCCAGGUGUGUUACCAUGAAUUCAACAAAGAAGAACAGUUUGCAGCCCUGGAAGAAGAGAAGAGAAUGAUGGAAGAGAAAAAGAAAAUGAAAGAAGCUGGGGUGGUGGGGAGCACAGUGGAUGCCCUCGACAUUGUCGGCAGCGGCGUAAAUUCUGGCGCAGGCCUAGUGAGCAGUGGUGUGAGCACUGGUGCUGGCCUGGUUAGCAGUGGCGUUAAUGCUGGUGCGGGGCUGGUGGGGAGCGGAAUUGGCGCGAUGCACACGGGGCUUAGCCGAGCGGGGAAGUUCGUGGGGCGGACGAUCGGGACGAGGAGGAGCGGCGGCGCUGGCUCUGCAGGCUCUGGAUCUACCACCCCGCCGGUGCAUAACUAUGUCUCUGAAAGUGACAGUGAAAAGCCAAACUAACUAAUUCAUUGAUUCAUGAGGUUAGUGUCUGUUUUUUGUUUUGAAGUUCAUACAUAUAUAUAUAUAUAUAUAUAAAUGUGUGAUUUUUAGGUUGAUGUUGAAGAAGUAGAGUUAUUUCUUGAUGAUAAACUUGAAAAUUGUUUGUUGGUUAUA